AUGACCCGGAGACUCCUGGCUACCGGCCAAAAACCCGUCACGGUGGGAACAUAUUUCUCCCUAGGACAUUCGACCAUCGUCGUCAUCACCUCCAUCGUGGUUGCAGCCACUGCUGCCGCUGUAUCCAAACGCUUUGAUAGCUUCAGCACCAUAGGAGGAAUAAUCGGCAGCUCUGUGAGCGCCGCUUUUCUCAUCGUGCUGGGUCUUAUGAAUGGAUAUAUCCUCUACAAGCUCAUUAAGCAAAUGAAUAAGGCCUUGAAUCUCCCAGAGGGAUAUGAAGAUGAGGCUUGGAAGAUUGAAGGUGGAGGUGUGUUGUUUUCAUUGUUCAAAAAGCUGUUCAAGAUUAUCAACAGACCGUGGAAAAUGUACCCCCUUGGGAUCUUGUUUGGACUGGGCUUUGACACGUCUUCCGAGAUUGCCCUUCUCGGUAUUUCAUCCGUGGAGGCUGCGCGGGGGACCAAUUUCUGGGUCAUAUUGAUAUACCCUGCUCUUUUCACCGCCGGCAUGUGUCUCCUCGACACAACCGACGGAGCGCUCAUGUUCUCCCUAUACAUCCAACCAUCAGCCAACUUCCUCCCACCCAAACGCGCCAGCACCAGCACCACAUCCACAGCAAGUACGGCAAGCGAGCAAGAAGACGAAGAACCAUCACGGAACCACCGAGAUCCAAUCGCCUUCCUGUACUACUCGAUCGUCCUCACGACUCUAACCGUGAUCGUCGCCAUCGUCAUUGGCGUAAUCCAGCUCCUCACCAUGAUUCAGAGCGCGGCCCGACCAACGGGUAAAUUUUGGGACGGCGUCGAAACAGCCGGUGACUACUACGAUGUGAUCGGUGGGGGCAUCUGUGGAUGCUUUAUUGUCUUUGGUAUCCUUAGUGUUGUCUUCUACAAACGGUGGCGGAGGUGGGUAGCGAAGAGACACGGAAAAGACAUGGUCACGGAUGAAGAAGGCGGGGUUAUGGAAAGGUACCAUGAUGAUAUUGUUGUUGGGACGGAAAACAGGAAUGAUAUCCUUGAUGAAGAAGCUGGAGGUAGUACGGAGGUUGUUGGAAAGGGCACUGCUGCUUCUCAUGUUACGCAGAAGCCAGCCGGGCAGGGCCAGAGUCAGGCUGUUUUUCUGGAGUAG
Messenger RNA from Monascus purpureus, 1125 nucleotides. The record is from the annotation of a GenBank genome assembly. Lineage: Eukaryota; Fungi; Ascomycota; Eurotiomycetes; Eurotiales; Aspergillaceae.